Molecule: messenger RNA, 816 nt
Organism: Rhinichthys klamathensis goyatoka
Lineage: Eukaryota; Metazoa; Chordata; Actinopteri; Cypriniformes; Leuciscidae
Gene: spra
Product: sepiapterin reductase a
Exons: 3
Coding region: 1-810 (269 amino acids)
Biological process (GO): tetrahydrobiopterin biosynthetic process
Molecular function (GO): sepiapterin reductase (NADP+) activity
Source: RefSeq, a predicted model, not a curated record
AUGAGCGCCGGUCCUGGUUCGGGUCCGGGUUCGGGCUUCGGUAAAGCGCUGGUCAUCAUCACCGGGGCGUCGCGAGGCUUCGGCCGGGCUCUGGCUCUCUCCUUGGCGCCUCGUCUGGCCCCGGGCUCGGUUCUGGUGCUCUCGGCCCGCUCGGAGGACCUGCUCCUGGAGCUGAAGCGGGAUCUGGGCCGCGGGGACCCCGGCAUCACGGUCCGGUGUGUGGUCGCGGAUCUCGGGUGUAAAGCGGGCGUGGAGAGACUCAUCGCCGAGACCCGAGACUGCGCGACCGAUCCCGGGAUCCAGACUCUAUUGCUCGCCAAUAACGCCGCUUCUCUCGGGGACGUGUCUCGGCGCUGUCGGGACUUCACGGAUGUGUGUGAGGUGGACUCGUACCUGUCGCUGAACGUGAGCUCGGCGCUGUGUGUGACGGCGGGGGUCCUGCGCUCGGUGCCGGGCCGGUCGGGUCUGACCCGGGUCGUGCUGAACGUCAGUUCUCUGUGUGCGCUGAGGCCCUUCCCCUCCUGGGUCCUGUACUGCAGCGGGAAGGCGGCCCGAGACAUGAUGUUCCGCGUGCUGGCCGAGGAGGAGCCGGACCUCAGGGUCCUCAACUACGCCCCAGGGCCCCUGGACACGGACAUGCAGCUCCAGGCGAGGAGCAGCUCUGCUGACGACGCUCUCAGGAACACGUUUAGCGUCAUGCAUGCUAGCGGCCAGCUCCUGACCUGUGAUCAGUCCGUCAGCAAGCUCGUGACGGUCCUGCUGGAGGACACGUACCCCUCGGGAGCUCACCUCGACUACUACGACCUCUAGCGUUCA